Messenger RNA from Alligator mississippiensis (American alligator), 4646 nucleotides. RefSeq names its product ATPase family AAA domain containing 2 (gene ATAD2). Gene Ontology annotation, biological process: positive regulation of transcription by RNA polymerase II. Gene Ontology annotation, molecular function: histone binding; ATP binding; chromatin binding. Gene Ontology annotation, cellular component: nucleus. The transcript has 28 exons. The record is from RefSeq and is a predicted model, not a curated record. NCBI's taxonomy places the organism in Eukaryota, Metazoa, Chordata, Crocodylia, Alligatoridae. Bases 78 to 4154 code for a protein of 1358 amino acids.
GAGGGAUACGGCGGCCGUUCUCGUGGCGCCAGAAUUCGGAGCGCGGCGAGGUGGGCGCGGGAGGCGCCGCCGCCGCCAUGGUGAUGCUGCGCAGCGGCGCGGGGGGCUGCAGGAUGUCGCUCCGCACCGCGCUGAACUCCAGCUCUGAGUUCCUGUCGCUCGACUUGCCCUCGUCGCCCGCCCGCCGUGUCCGGACCCGCGCCGGGGCCGCCGCUGCCCGCGCCCAGAGCAGCGAAUUUUCUGCUGACAAAGUUGAACGUUGCACUGGACACCGUUUGAGAUCAAUGAGAAAAAAUAACCUGUCAUCUUCAGACUCCAGCUUUGACAAUAGUAUGGAGGUACUAAGUGAGAAUGUUAAUGGAAGGCACUUUACAAGGCAGUCAGCAAAGCUGCAGGCUGACAAAAAAAAUGAAGAUUGUAAAGAAGUCACCAGAUCACUGAAGACCAGAGCAGAGGUGAAAGCGGCAGAGCAAGUUCAUGAAGAGAGCAGAGAUGUGGAGGUCCGUCGCAGCUGCCGAAUUAGGCGAAGCCGAUAUAGUACUACAAACCAAUCUGUAUUGUUUGACAAACUUAUAACAAACACUGCAGAAGCAGUCUUGCAAAAAAUGGAUGACAUGAAGAAGAUGCGUAGACGCAGAAUGAUGGACCUGGAAGAUCUUGGAGUGUUUAAUGAUGCAGAAGAGGAAAACCUUGAUAUGUACUCUCGAGGAAAGCAAAAAAUGGAGAUUCAAAGAACUGAUGAAGAAACGACUGAUAACCAAGAUGGCAGCGCAGAGUCAUCAGAAGAAGGUGAAGACCAAGAAGAUGAUGAUGGAGAAGAUAAUCAGAAGCGCUAUGACCUGAGACAAAGGAAAACAGUUGUACGCUAUCAAGCCCCAAUGGAAAAGCCCAGGCAUCAAAGAAAGCCCAAGCUAUUUUAUCCAUCCUCCCCAUCCCCGGUGAGACGACGAUAUUCUUUUAGCUCUGCAGGACCGCGAAGUCCUUACUGUAAAAGAAUUACAAGACGGAAACAUGCAAUCCAUAACAGUGAUUCUACAUCCUCCUCCUCUUCCUCUUCUGAUGAUGAAGAACGUUUUGAGAGGCGUAAGAAGCGCAGCCGUAACAGAACUUUAAGGAGGUGCCUUCCACUUAACUUUCGAAAAGAUGAGUUAAAGGGAGUUCACAAAGAUCGAAUGAAAAUUGGAGCAAGUCUGGCUGAUGUUGAUCCAAUGCAAAUAGAUUGUUCAGUACGAUUCAGUAGUGUUGGUGGCCUCUCUACCCAUAUUUCAGCUCUGAAAGAGAUGGUGGUUUUUCCACUACUUUAUCCAGAAGUGUUUGAGAGAUUCAAAAUUCAACCUCCAAGAGGCUGUCUGUUCUAUGGUCCACCUGGUACUGGAAAGACCCUUGUGGCCAGAGCGCUUGCUAACGAAUGCAGUCAGGGUGAUAGGAGAGUAGCAUUCUUUAUGAGAAAAGGAGCUGAUUGCUUGAGUAAGUGGGUGGGAGAAUCUGAACGACAGCUCCGAUUGUUAUUUGAUCAGGCCUAUCAGAUGCGGCCUUCAAUCAUUUUCUUUGAUGAGAUAGAUGGUCUGGCUCCUGUACGAUCAAGUAGACAAGACCAGAUUCACAGUUCUAUUGUAUCUACACUACUUGCACUUAUGGAUGGUUUAGAUAGCAGAGGAGAGAUUGUAGUGAUUGGAGCCACCAACAGAUUAGAUUCGAUAGAUCCUGCUUUACGACGACCUGGGCGCUUUGAUAGAGAAUUCCUUUUCACCUUGCCAGAUAAAGAAGCUAGAAAAGAGAUCCUCAAGAUUCACACAAGAGACUGGAACCCUAAGCCGUUGGAUACUUUUCUUGAAGAAUUAGCAGAAAAAUGUGUUGGAUACUGUGGUGCAGAUAUUAAGUCCAUAUGUGCUGAAGCUGCUUUGUGCGCUUUACGUCGACGUUAUCCUCAAAUAUACACUAGCAGUGAGAAGUUGCAGUUGGAUAUCUCUUCUAUUAAAAUAACAGCCAAGGAUUUUGUUGUGGCUAUGCAAAAGACUGUACCAGCUUCUCAGAGGGCUGUUACAUCGCCCAGUCAAGCACUCUCACCUGUUUCAAAACCCCUGCUCGAAACCACGCUUCACAAAAUUUUAGAGGCCUUAAACAGAGUUUUUCCACAUGCAGAGCUUGGAUUAAGUAAAGGACAAAAAUCAGAUGUUGCAAAUCAUAUUUUAGAAAAUGGUUUAAUGUACAGUGAUGAGGAGUCCCCUUCAAUGUUUGAAGAUGACCUUUUUCAAAAAACACCUAAGCGGAAAGAAAACUUCCUCAAUUUCAACAGAAGUGCUUAUCACCAGCCAACUUCUUACAGACCACGACUCUUAAUAGCUGGAGAGCCAGGCUAUGGACAGAGCUCUCAUUUGGCUCCAGCAGUAAUACAUGCCUUAGAAAAGUUUGCAGUGUACACAUUGGAGCUCUCAGUCUUGUUUGGCAUUAGCACUACAUCACCUGAAGAAACAUGUGCACAGUUAAUCCGUGAAGCCAAGAGAACAGCGCCAAGUAUAAUUUAUAUUCCACAUGUCCACUUAUGGUGGGAGACAGUUGGAUUCACGUUAAGAGCUACAUUUACAACAAUAUUACAGAAUAUUCCAUCGUUUGCUCCAGUGUUGCUACUUGCAACAUCAGAUAUGUGCUAUGCAGCUCUGCCACAAGAGGUGCAGGAACUGUUUGUUGAUGAUUAUGGAGAAGUUUUCAAUGUCACAUUGCCUAACAGUGAAGAAAGAAGAAAAUUUUUUGAGGAUUUAAUUUUACACCAAGCUGCUAAACCUCCUGUAUCAAAAAAGAAAGCAGUUUUGCAGGCAUUGGAAGUCCUUCCAGUAGCCCCACCACCUGAGCCACGACAACUGACAGAGGAGGAGGUGAAACGGCUUGAGGAGCAGGAGGAAGAUACGUUACGUGAGCUUAGGAUUUUCUUAAGGAAUGUUACUCACAGACUGGCUAUUGACAAACGUUUCAGGGCAUUUACUAAACCUGUGGACCCAGAGGAGGUACCUGAUUACAUCCAAGUUAUUAAACAACCCAUGGACCUUUCAACAGUUAUCUGUAAAAUUGACCUACACCAGUAUCUGACUGCAAGAGACUAUCUGAAGGAUAUUGAUCUAAUCUGUAGCAAUGCCUUAGAAUACAAUCCAGACAAAGAUCCUGGAGAUCGUCUCAUCAGACACAGAGCCUGUACGUUGAGAGAUACAGCAUAUGCAAUAGUCAGAGAAGAAAUGGAUGAGGACUUUGAACAACUUUGUGAGGAAAUUCAGGAGUCCCGUAAGAAAAGAGGUUGCAGCUCUUCGAAGUAUGCUCCAUCUUACUAUUAUGUGAUGCCAAAGGAGAACUCCAUAUCUGAGUGCAAGAACCUGGAUCUCGAGUGUCAUGAAAAAGUGAAGGUGCCAGCUAUGCCCAUGGAUUCUAGCACACCCUUUUCUAAUGCUUUAUCAAAAAGAAAGCCUCGCAGAAGGAACAGAUGGUCCUUGGGUAGUAUAACAAAGAAGAGGAGAAUUUCUCAAUUCAAUAAAGAGAACAAAAUUCCAGAAGAGGAGGAGGAAGAGGAGGAAAUUCCAAGUGAUGGAGAAGAAUUUCUGGAGAACUCUGCUUCUAGUCUGGAUCAGACUGAAGUUGUAGCCAUCCAUGGUUCUUUGAUGGAAGAAGGAGAAAUUGCUCUUCAGGAACGGCAGACAAAUUGUUGUGAAAAUAAAUCUGAGGUAACCAGCUGUGACAAGGCUAAGCAUGUAUCUGAAAAGGAGGCCAGUAAUACUUCAGUAUGUUUAGAACCGAGAAAGGAAAGUGAAGGAUGUAAUGGAGAAAUUCCUCAUUCUCAAAUAAUAGAAAACUCUGGAGAGAGAGAUUCCAAUGAUGGCUGCAUACUUCGCAUGACUCGUGCUAGACGUUCUCAAGUAGAACAGCAGCAGCUCAUCAGCGUUGAGAAAGCUAUGGAGAUUCUCUCAGAGCCAGCUUCUCCAUUUAUCGUGGACUAUGAAGAUCUUAAAAAACUGUUGACUAUUGUCACGGAAAAAAGUAGAGGCUACCAUAUAUUUCAUUUGGAAAAACUAUAUGCAAUACUCAGCCAGUGUAUCUAUCGACAUCGCAAAGAUCAUGACAAGACCAAAUUAAUACAGGAAAUGAAGAAAGAAAUUGCACUCUUCAGUUAGUUUCAGUUAUGUGAUCUGUAGUUUGCAUGAUUUUCUAAUAUUUUAUUAUAAUAUUAUGCUUUUUGCCACCUGUGCAUUCAAUGCAAGUAAUUAUACAUAUAUAAAUAUAUAAAAAUAUGUUGAGACAAGAUGAAGUCUUUAAACUACUUGUUUUUACUGUAUGAUCUUGGGUGAUUAAAUAGUGAAGUAGAACAGCAGUGCAUUUGAACUAUUGAGAUCAUUCUACCCAGCUGUCUCUUCAGGAUGUGUGCCUUUAAGAGCUUUUUUUCUUGUGACUUAUCAGUGCCUUUUUACUACAGCUUUGUACAUCUUUCAGGUACUCCGCAGUGCCUCUUUUGAAACAAAGAAGUUUGGGAACUUGAUAAACUUUGUAAACUUUCUUAACUUUUUAGAAUAUAUUUGUAUUUUGAGACUAUCUAUAUGUUGUUCUAAAUAUUGUAUAUUACAUAAAGGCUUUAAAAAUGUGCAAAAAUAAAUUCUACGGAAAUUCUA